Molecule: messenger RNA, 393 nt
Organism: Acanthoscelides obtectus
Lineage: Eukaryota; Metazoa; Arthropoda; Insecta; Coleoptera; Chrysomelidae
Source: the annotation of a GenBank genome assembly
AUGAGUGUCGUUUUGGAUGUUCAAGGAUUUAAAAUUGAAAAUAAUAAAUUUCUCGCAAAAGAAUUUUGCGCCUAUGAUGGUGUUAGGUUAUGUCAUUAUAUUUUCAAAGCUCCUUUUCCUUGGGAUCUGCUGCCACCACCGUUGAAGAUUCAGGCGAAGUGGUUGACUGAUAAUUACCAUGGUAUCUCCUGGAAUUCAGGGUUUACACCCCUACAUAAGUUUGGAAACAUUAUCAAACAUAUUGCGGAUGGGGCAGACAGAAUUUAUGUGAAAGGAAGUGAAAAAGCUGCCUACCUGAGAAACUUCACCAGCAAACCAAUAAUCGAGCUUGAAGAGCAGCCCCGCCUCACCCCUUCACCAUACAACAGAUAUUUGCAUGUGUGCGAUGUCUAA